AUGUCUGACUGGGAUGCGUCUGAUGCCGAGGAGCCAAAGAGCCCGCCCGCGCCUGUGCCAGCCGUGAAGAAGCCUGUCAAGUCUAGCAAAUGGGCUGACGAAGAUGAAGAGAGCUCUGGUCCUGCGAGUGACUGGGAGGCGUCUUCUGAUGACGAGGAGAAACCUGCACCGGCUCCUAGUGCUGCCGCACCACCGAAGAAGAAGGGUACUUUGAAGCAGAAGCUUGCGGAGAAGGAGGCUUUGAAGGCGGCCAGAAAAGACGAGAAUGGCGACGAUAUCUACGACGAAGAUGCUGUUCUCGACCCUCGCACGAAAGCAAAACUUGAUCGUGAACGCGAGCUUGCCGCUGACCUCAAUAACGCUGCGGACCUUCUUGGCUCUGCUGCUCUUGGAGGCACGACCAAUAAGGAUCUGGACGCCAUCAUCUCUGCUCAGCCCAGGACGAAAGACGACUUCGUCGCGCUGUCAAAUCGCAUCAUGGAGUUCAUCAUCAAGAAGCACUCGGACAAGCCGCUUUAUCCUGCUUUCGUCGAACAUCACGUUCGUGCCCUUGCAGAACCUUUGCGAGAUGUAGAAGUGCGCAAGGCUGCUAGCGGCCUGACAACCCUCGCGAACGAGAAGCAAAAGGCUCAGCGCGAUGCGGCAUCAGGAAAGAAGAAGACUAAGGGCGCUUCGAAGCCUGGACUUGGUUCUGCCAAGGUCGUCGGAAAGACCGUCGACACAAAUGCCUACGAAGAAGCAUUGGAUGACUUUGGCAAUGAUCCGAACGACUUCAUGUAG
Messenger RNA from Peniophora sp. CBMAI 1063, 780 nucleotides. The record is from the annotation of a GenBank genome assembly. NCBI's taxonomy places the organism in Eukaryota, Fungi, Basidiomycota, Agaricomycetes, Russulales, Peniophoraceae.